AUGGCCUCGAAAACUUUUCUUUCACAUCCGACCAGCACCCUUGUGCUUGGUCUUCUCCCCGUUGUCUUCGCCCAUGGCGGCGGCGGCGAGCACGGUGAGAUACACGAGGCCGACAAGCCCAAGGACGAUUCCGAGUACCCACCCACCUAUUUCGCCCAUCUUGACCAUGUCGGCGUCAUCUACACCCAUAUCGCGCUUAUGGUCAUCGCCUGGGUCUUCGUUCUGCCAGUCGCCGUGAUGCUAGCUUUGGCGCGAUCCCGAUACACGCUUCCGCUCCAGUCCGCCUUCUUAGCCACCAACGCCCUCGGUCUCCUCCUCGGUACCAUAUAUAACGCUCAGACCCCAGACCUAUACCCGAACAAUGCGCACCACAACAUUGGUUGGAUCGUAACAUGGGUUGUCUCAGCCCAAGUGCUCGUGAGCGCAGUAGGAUGGAUCGCCGGAGCGUUUCGAGCUGCUGGAAGCCGAAGUCGCAGCGACAACCAAGUGUUUCUUCCAGUCUCAACCGAGGCGACGUACGAGGAUCAAUAUCACAGUCAUGGUGGCCAUAAUGAUCGCGACCGAACCUCGGGCCCUUACCGAUUGUCCGACGACAGUGGCCAGGGUACUGAGCCCAACACAUCGUCCCUGAGAAGCAACUCAGUCUCGACCUUUGACGGAGUAGACGACGUUCCACUCCACAGUCGCCACAAAGAGUAUGAAGACGACGAUAAUGAUGAUCUAGACGCUAUGCCCUUGGCCUCGAAUAACCGGAAGAGUAAGAUUGCAAUUCAGGCUGCAAAAAUCGUCACUUGUCGAAUUUGGCGGUAUCUGGACAUCGGCUACCAGGUAGUCGAUCGCAUUAUCCUUCCAUUCGGUUUCAUUGCGCUUGCGACUGGCAUCGUCACCUUCGGUCGCUUCUUCGAAGGCAGUGGCAUCUUCGGCGGCCUAGCGCAUUGGAUCAAGGGCGGUGUCUUCGUCUGGCUCGGCCUCUUCACGCUGGGACGUUGGUCUGGCAGCUUCGGCGAGCUUGGAUGGGCCUGGAAUGUGCGUCCGAAGCGAUCCUUGCAGAAAUGGUGCCCGUCGGCCGAGUUUGUCGAGAGCGCCCUCAUAUUCUUCUAUGGCUCCACCAAUAUCUUCCUCGAGCAUCUCGGUGGUUGGGGAGGUGCUUGGACUGCCCAGGACAUGGAGCAUAUCUCCAUCAUAGUCUUGUUCAUUAGUGGUGGACUGUGCGGCAUGCUUAUUGAAUCGACUCGGAUCCGAGAUUUGCUCAACACAACGGUGGUUGAUGCUAAACCGGCGCACGAGUACUCCAACGAAGAAGGAGAGCAGUUGCAGCCUCCUGCGACGUAUGAGUUCUCUCUGAAUCCUAUCCCCGCCUUGGUCAUCUUGCUGUUAGGCAUCAUGAUGAGCUCACACAGUCAGGCGACCAUGAUAUCGAGCAUGGUACACAAGAAAUGGGGGGAUCUCCUGCUCGGAGCCUCUCUCGCAAGAGGCUUCACUUACGUGCUCAUGUUCCUCAAGCCUCCCAAGUCAGUUCUUCCGUCUCGGCCUCCAACCGAACUCCUAGUAUCUUUUGGUUUGAUUGCCGGAGGUAUCAUCUUCAUGGCGAGUGCUGGAGACACUGUCGAGGGGAUGAUCCACUACGAACUGGAUGCCAUGCUCAUGUACACCGUUACCAUGGGACUGGUAGGGUUGUUGAUGGCCUGGGAGGUCGUUGUUCUUGCCAUCAAGGGCUGGGCUCUUCGCCGAGAACGCCGAUCUGGAUAUCACCGGUCUUUUUGA
Messenger RNA from Ilyonectria robusta, 1764 nucleotides. RefSeq lists its product as uncharacterized. The coding region runs from base 1 to 1764 and encodes 587 amino acids. The transcript is spliced from 5 exons. Lineage: Eukaryota; Fungi; Ascomycota; Sordariomycetes; Hypocreales; Nectriaceae. The record is from RefSeq and is a predicted model, not a curated record.